AUGGUAUUAUCAUCAAUCGCAGCUGAUUACAAUGACCAAUUCGAGGUCAAGGAUGUCGACAAGGACGGAAAGAAGUUUGACAGAGGUACACAUCAAGUAUAUUUAGAAUCACCCGUUUUUGGUGAUGCUGACAAGAUCGCCCAUGCUGAUCUCUUUAUAAAUAACCUCCAAACCUAUAAAGUAUCAAGGAUAUUCGCUUCAUCACAAUCAAGAAACAUGGAAAUGACUUUGGACGUCCACUCUGAGCUGUAUCCCAUGCAAUUGGGUGAAAUCUACUCUAUGCGACUGACUUCUUCCAUCGAACGAGAACUGAUACAUGCGAGACGUGAUGCUGCUCAGGCCGCUCAACCAUGGAGGGAUGGCGCAAAGGGCACUAUUGCUGAUGAUUAUGACUAUGUCAUGCAUGGAAAGAUUUACAAGCAUGAUGAAACUAGGUCGGAUCAGGAAAGCAUUUCGUAA
Molecule: messenger RNA, 459 nt
Organism: Synchytrium microbalum
Lineage: Eukaryota; Fungi; Chytridiomycota; Chytridiomycetes; Synchytriales; Synchytriaceae
Exons: 1
Coding region: 1-459 (152 amino acids)
Biological process (GO): DNA-templated transcription
Cellular component (GO): RNA polymerase I complex; RNA polymerase III complex; RNA polymerase II, core complex
Molecular function (GO): DNA-directed RNA polymerase activity
Source: RefSeq, a predicted model, not a curated record